Messenger RNA from Dentiscutata heterogama, 574 nucleotides. The record is from the annotation of a GenBank genome assembly. Lineage: Eukaryota; Fungi; Glomeromycota; Glomeromycetes; Diversisporales; Gigasporaceae.
CUCUUCAUCUUCAAGAGCAAGACGUCAAGAAAGCUUAACAAAUUGGAUUGUUAGACCAAUAUUACAAGAUAAACAAAAAUUUCUUAAUAAAUUAGCUCUAAACUAUAAACUGCUCUCUGCUGACUUAUUAAGAACUAAUAUUUUUAACAAUUUAUUUUCAACUUACUUGGAUAAGAAGCUUAAAUCAAUGAUAUCUCUUAUGAAUAUUACUAUUGCUUUGAACGGGUGGCAAAACAUAUCUAAAAACUCAAUCUAUGGUUUUAUAGCCUUAAAAGAAAAUAAAAAGAAUGUUUUAGACAUUGUUGAUUUGUUAUCAAAUUGGCAUCAGAAGUAUUUGGAAAAUGCCAGUAUUGAUAUUUUUUUUGAAGAAUUUGAUGAAGAUGAGAUUUUACAAAUUGAUGUUGAAUUACUGAACUUAGAUAUGAAUAAUACUGAUCUAGCAAUGGAAGAGUUUUUUGAUACUAAAACCUUCAAAGAACAAAAUGCAAUCAAAGAUUUCUAUUCUCAAGAAAAUACCAACCUCAAUGAAGAUUGGUUAAUUAAAGACAUCUUUCGAUUUAAUUCACAAAUUUAA